CCCGGCCCGACGGCCGGAAGAGGGGGGCAGAUCCCCUCUCGCCGGGCCUUUUGCACUCCUUCUGCAUGGCGACUGCUCCCUGCCCCUCCCUUUCUUUCUCCCUCCCUGCCCCCGCUCCCUCCCUCGCUUGUCGCCGCCCCCUCCUGCCCCGUGGCCCCCUCUCGCCUGCCUCACUUGGCCACCCCCUCAUCGAGCAUGAUGGCCUCGCCCGGCGCCGGGCCCGCUCUGACCAUCAGCCAGCCGCUGCUGGCGGCAUGUGCUCGGUGGUCCGGGUGCGGGCGCUUUCUGGCUUGCCUGGCGCCACAGGCCGGACCGCCCUCGCGGACCGGAGGGCCCCCGCUGCCGGGCUUCGACCUGGCCGUGUGGGCUCCCUUCAGCCAGGAGGGCGGCCCGCGCCUGGUGGUUCGCAAGGCCCUCCGCGCUCCAGGGGCGGCGGCGGCCCCGCGCGAGCCGCGCGUCGGCUGGUCCCCCUGCGGAGGGUUCUUGGUGGUGUAUUGGCGCCAGGAGGCGGGCUCCGGGCCGGCCACCGAGCCCCAGCCGCCCGCCGGUGAUGGGAGCCUCUUCCAGGCCGGCGUGGUGACGGUCUUCCGCUUGGUGACCAGCUCCGAUGGCACGCGCGUGCGCCUCUCCCGGCAUCUGAUCAUCGAUGAUCUGCAGCUCGGCCUCGGGCAGGUCCUCUGGGUUGGUGGCCCCCCGGCGGGCGGGCCCGAUGUCCAAUUGGUCCUUGUUUCUGGGCAAUGCCUUCAGGCGGCCUUCUGGCCGAUGGACGGGGCAACGACGGCCACCGCGCCAGCCAGCAUUGUCAUUAACCCGGCCACUGGCCGCGAUGGCCGCGUUCUGCUCGCGCAGGACCCGACAUCCGGGCGCUUUGCCCUGGUCGAGCGCAGCCUCCCAGCUGGCCGACCGGCGAUUGUGGUAUUCGCCGGGGCCGCCCGGCCGGAGGUCCUCUUCCGGCAGCAGCUCCAGGGCUUCGUGGCCCCGGAGACGGUCAGCUGGUCUCCCUGCGGGCGGUAUCUCUCGGUGACCGAGAGCCCUCUGGGCACGUACCGGUUCUGCUCUCUUGACACGUACCUGUGGCAGAUGGUGCGUCCAUCGGCGCACGUGGCCCACGCCGCGAUCCUGGUCACCGGCGAUGGAGAAAUGCUGCCCCUGGGGGGAGGCGGCGCCGGCGGCGGCAGCAGCGGCGCCGGUGGGCACGCGGGUGGCGGGCGUCCGCGCGCCGGGUCCGCCUCGCUCCUGUCCCCGGCCACGGCAUCUGCCACCGGGUCGGAGGCCAGCCGGCCCGGCAUGUCUCGGCCACUGGGCCCCGGGCGCGCGCCCUCCGAGCACCUUUCCUCGUCGAUGGCCUCCGGCGGCCCAGGAGCCCGGUCCCUGGGUCUGAGCAGCAGCUUGGCCUCGGGACCCGGGCUUCCGGACGCCGGGUCGCCGCUGCACCCUUCGCGACGCCACAUCGCCGGGGGGGUUCGGCAAUUGUGCUGGUCGCCGGCGCACAGCGGUGCCGAGCGCCCGGGCCGGGCCCUGCUGGCGUGCCAGCGUCUGUUGGAUGGCGAAGUCCGGCUCUUUGGCGGGCCGGUUUUCGAGGCGCUCACCGGGCCGACGGCUCCCAGCGAGCCGCUGUGGUCCGGCACCGGCAGCUCCUUUGCCUUCGGUCGAUCGGCCACCGGGGCUGGGGAGCUGGCCGUGGCGGCGGCCGCUCAGCCGGUUGCCUCGCUGCUCGGCGCUGCCGGCGGCGCCGGUGCCCAGGCCGGGGAGGCCCCCGCCUCGACGCGCUCCUGGGCCGAGUUGGCCUCCCUGGCCUUCAGUCCGGAUGCCGCGUCCCCGGGCGAAUGUUCCAUCUUCCUGGAGGAACAUUUGAGUGAGGGAAUCAAAUAUGCCGUGCAUGCAAAUGGCCCCGACACGGGGGACCGGCUGCGCGAGGUGCUGACCAUGCCGUCGGUGCGUCUGGCGCACUUUGCCUUGCGACCGCCGGAGGAGGCCGGAGAUGCCGGGCCGGUGGAUGUGCCCUUUGUUUCGGACAAGACGGCUGCUGCCUUCGAGGCAUUCGCCCUGGAGUGCCUGCAUGGACCGCCGAUGUCCUUCAGCCCGGACGGCCGGUGGCUGGUGGUGGUGUCCGGCCAAAUCCCGAAUGCCGUCCUGGUGUGGGACAUCCUGGGCGAGUCGCCUGACCCCGGAGCGACGGACCCGCGGCCGCACUACCGCGCUCCGGGCCUGGUGGCGGUGCUGGCACACCGGUCAUCGGUGGCCUCGGUGGCCUGGCGCCCGGCGCUCGACAGCCAGCCCCCCGGCCUGCCGGAGCUUUGGAUUGCCACCCGCCAGCCGGGGGUCCUCUUCCGCUGGACGCCCCUCGGAGCGGAUGUCGUGCACCUGCCGCUCGGUGAAGCCGGCGAUGCCACUUAUUUCCUGCCCUCCUCCCUGCACUGGGCCCCACGCCGGGGCAGCCCCAAUGCCUGUCUGGCGAUCGUCGGCCAUGCCCUCUCGCCGCAGGCCCCCGGCCCGACGCCCGCCUCACGGGGGCUGGUCCUGCUCUGGGCCGGCGCCGCCUUGGGCCCCGAGGACGCUGGGCGCCCGCGGCCACCACGGCCAGACCCGGCACCGGCCGUGGCUUCCUGACGCGCGUUGGGGGCCAGCGGCGGGGCGCCGGUUUAUGUGCCAAUGUACUCUGCCGAGAGUUGGCACUCCCAGCA
Messenger RNA from Fonticula alba, 2684 nucleotides. RefSeq lists its product as hypothetical. Gene Ontology annotation, biological process: mitotic sister chromatid segregation; protein localization to mitotic spindle pole body; microtubule anchoring at mitotic spindle pole body. Lineage: Eukaryota; Rotosphaerida; Fonticulaceae. Bases 196 to 2610 code for a protein of 804 amino acids. Gene Ontology annotation, cellular component: mitotic spindle; microtubule organizing center; MWP complex. The transcript has 9 exons. The record is from RefSeq and is a predicted model, not a curated record.